AUGACAGUCAAAGCAUCUCCGGUUUCGUUAUGGCGUACUGCUGCAUCGACUGCCGCAAUGGCGACCACAGGAAUUCUUAGUCGUUUAUUUCUUUACGGAACACAGCGCGUUAAAGUGGACGGAAUGGAUAAAUUUUUGGAGUUACUCAAAGCAAGGCGAAAUGAGCGGAAUGCGGGGCUGCUGACAGUGUGUAGGUAUCUGCUGGAUGAUCCAUUAAUAUGGGGGCUUUUGCCCUGUUCAUAUAUGUUCUCGCCACGGGAUUUGAGAUAUGGGCUAGGUAGUCAUGAUAUCUGCUUCAAGAACAAAGCAUUGGGCAGCUUCUUUGCAGCUGGCCAAGUACUUCCAACUUUUCGUCUCCAUAAAGACCCUCGGGGAGGCCUCUUCCAGCCUAGUAUAUCAGAGGCGAUUUCUCUGCUCGAUGCUCCUCAACAUCAUUGGAUGCACAUAUUCCCCGAAGGCCGCGUCCACCAAAACCCAAAACAUGAAAUGCGAUAUUUUAGGUGGGGCGUUUCUCGUCUGCUUCUGGAACCCGCUAUUCAACCUUCGCUGGUUCCCAUGUUCAUUACCGGCUUUUCCGACAUAAUGCACGAGUCUCGUGGCUUUCCGCGUUUUCUUCCGCGUGUGGGGAAAGGUGUAACUCUGCAUGUUGGUGAGGUUGUCCCGGAUUCUAGAUUCUUAGAUUUGAGAAGCAAGUGGCAUGACCUCAAAUACCGAUACUGCGACGACAAAGAAUACCUAAAGACCGGGAAAGAGGCUGUGGAGUUAAGAAUCGAGACGACGGGAAGGGUAAGAGAGGAGGUUGCAAAACUGAGGAGAAGAGUUGGAUUUCCCGAGGAGGACGAAGGUGCCGGUAAGGUAGAAACAUAUAGGCUUCAAGGGAUGGGGAUGAGGGAAGGGAAGUUGGCAGAUGGAACAUGGGAGAAGGAUACAUAG
This is a messenger RNA of Morchella importuna, 933 nucleotides long. RefSeq lists its product as uncharacterized. Gene Ontology annotation, cellular component: mitochondrial membrane. The record is from RefSeq and is a predicted model, not a curated record. Gene Ontology annotation, biological process: inner mitochondrial membrane organization; cardiolipin acyl-chain remodeling. Bases 1 to 933 code for a protein of 310 amino acids. Gene Ontology annotation, molecular function: 1-acylglycerophosphocholine O-acyltransferase activity. The transcript has 5 exons. Lineage: Eukaryota; Fungi; Ascomycota; Pezizomycetes; Pezizales; Morchellaceae.